Gracilinanus agilis (Agile Gracile Mouse Opossum) is the source of this 3702-nucleotide messenger RNA. RefSeq names its product N-deacetylase and N-sulfotransferase 1 (gene NDST1). Bases 1 to 2637 code for a protein of 878 amino acids. NCBI's taxonomy places the organism in Eukaryota, Metazoa, Chordata, Mammalia, Didelphimorphia, Didelphidae. The transcript is spliced from 14 exons. The record is from RefSeq and is a predicted model, not a curated record. Gene Ontology annotation, molecular function: deacetylase activity; heparan sulfate N-sulfotransferase activity. Gene Ontology annotation, cellular component: Golgi apparatus.
AUGACCGUCCCCCUGCGCCUCAGGAGGCUGUGCAGGCAGGCGUCCCCCCAGGCCGUGCUGCUCCUGCUCUUCGCCUUCUGCCUGCUCAGCGUGUUCGUGUCUGCCUAUUACCUGUAUGGCUGGAAGAGGACCCUGGAGCCCUCGGGGGAGGUGGCCGGCUCCGACUGUAACGAGGAGCCCCAGAUCACGCCGUCGCGCCUCCUCCCUCUCAAGACCCUGAAGGUGUCGUCGUCCUCCCGCACCGACCCCCUGGUGCUCGUCUUCGUGGAGAGCCUGUACUCCCAGCUGGGCCAGGAGAUCGUGGCCAUCCUGGAGUCCAGCCGCUUCAAGUACCGCACCGAGAUCGCCCCCGGGAAGGGGGACAUGCCCACGCUCACGGACAAGGACCGGGGCCGCUUCGCUCUCAUCAUCUACGAGAACAUCCUCAAGUACGUCAACCUGGACGCCUGGAACCGGGAGCUGCUGGACAAGUACUGUGUGGAAUACGGCGUGGGCAUCAUCGGCUUCUUCAAGGCCAAUGAGAACAGUCUGCUGAGCGCUCAGCUGAAGGGCUUCCCCCUCUUCCUCCACUCGAACCUCGGCCUGAAGGACUGCAGCAUCAACCCCAAGUCGCCACUGUUGUACGUGACCCGGCCCAGCGAGGUGGAGAAGGGCCUCCUACCCGGGGACGACUGGACCGUCUUUCAGUCCAACCACUCCACCUAUGAGCCGGUGCUGCUGGCCAAGACCAAGUCAGCUGAGUCCAUCCCCCACCUGAGCGUCGGCGCGGCCUUGCACACCACGGUGAUCCAGGACCUGGGGCUGCACGACGGCAUCCAGCGGGUGCUCUUCGGCAACAACCUCAACUUCUGGCUGCACAAGCUGGUCUUUGUGGACGCCGUGGCUUUCCUGACUGGCAAGCGCCUCUCGCUGCCCCUGGACCGCUACAUCCUCGUGGACAUCGAUGACAUCUUUGUCGGCAAGGAGGGCACCCGGAUGAAGGUGGAGGAUGUGAAGGCCCUUUUUGACACUCAGAAUGAACUUCGAACACACAUCCCAAACUUCACCUUCAACCUGGGGUACUCAGGGAAAUUCUUCCACACAGGUACAGAUGCCGAGGAUGACGGCGACGACCUGCUCUUGUCCUACGUGAAGGAGUUCUGGUGGUUCCCUCACAUGUGGAGUCACAUGCAGCCCCAUCUUUUCCACAACCAGUCUGUCCUGGCAGAGCAGAUGGCCCUCAACAAGAAGUUCGCUGUCGAGCAUGGAAUCCCCACUGACAUGGGCUAUGCCGUGGCUCCCCACCACUCUGGCGUGUACCCGGUCCACAUGCAGCUUUAUGAGGCCUGGAAGCAGGUGUGGGACAUCCAGGUGACCAGCACAGAGGAGUAUCCCCACCUGAAGCCUGCCCGUUACCGCCGUGGCUUCAUCCACAAUGGGAUCAUGGUCCUCCCCCGGCAGACCUGCGGCCUCUUCACCCACACCAUAUUCUACAAUGAGUACCCAGGAGGGUCCAGCGAAUUGGACAAAAUCAUCAACGGGGGAGAACUCUUCCUCACCGUGCUGCUCAAUCCGAUCAGCAUUUUCAUGACCCACCUGUCCAACUAUGGGAAUGACCGCCUGGGAUUGUAUACCUUCAAACAUUUGGUGCGUUUCCUUCACUCUUGGACCAACCUGAAGCUGCAAACGCUGCCGCCAGUCCAGCUGGCUCAGAGAUACUUUCAGAUCUUUUCAGAGGAGAAAGACCCGCUGUGGCAGGAUCCUUGUGAGGACAAGCGGCACAAAGACAUCUGGUCAAAGGAGAAAACGUGUGACCGGUUCCCAAAACUCUUAAUCAUUGGACCUCAAAAAACAGGCACCACGGCCCUCUAUCUGUUCCUGGGAAUGCACCCCGACCUGAGCAGUAACUACCCAAGCCCAGAGACCUUUGAGGAGAUUCAGUUUUUCAAUGGCCAAAACUAUCACAAAGGCAUUGACUGGUACAUGGAGUUCUUCCCCAUCCCCUCCAACACCACCUCUGACUUUUACUUUGAGAAAAGCGCCAACUACUUUGACUCUGAAGUGGCCCCCCAACGGGCAGCUGCGUUGUUACCCAAAGCCAAGAUCCUCACCAUCCUCAUAGACCCCGCUGACCGAGCCUAUUCUUGGUACCAGCAUCAGCGAGCCCAUGAUGACCCAGUUGCGCUGAAGUACACCUUCCAUGAAGUGAUCACAGCAGGGCCCAAUGCCUCCCCGAAGCUGCGUGCGCUUCAGAAUCGCUGCCUUGUUCCCGGCUGGUACGCCACCCACAUCGAGCACUGGCUUAGUGCUUACCAUGCCAACCAGAUCCUGGUUUUGGAUGGCAAACUGCUCCGGACUGAACCCGCCAAAGUGAUGGAUACUGUGCAGAAGUUCCUUGGGGUGACCAACAUAAUUGAUUACCAUAGAACUCUGGUGUAUGACGCAAAGAAAGGAUUCUGGUGCCAACUGCUUGAAGGAGGAAAAACCAAAUGCUUGGGUAAAAGCAAAGGCAGGAAGUACCCAGAGAUGGAUUUGGAUUCACGAGCCUUCCUAAGAGACUAUUACCGGGACCAUAACAUCGAACUUUCUAAGCUGCUGUAUAAGAUGGGCCAGACGUUGCCCACCUGGCUGCGGGAGGACCUCCAGAAUACUAGGUAGCUGCUGCCAGCGCCAUGACCAGAGUGAGCAUUCAUGAUGGCCAGGGAGCCCCCAGCCUCACACUGAGCCACCCCGGGGGUGUGGAACAUAGCCCAGAACUGCCGAGCGCUUCUGAGCAGUACCCCAGCGAGGCCCGACCUGGGGACCCGGAGAAGAGCCGAGCGCAGCCCACGAGAGCUCCAGAGCCUCCCCCAGCCAAGGCCUGCGAGGCGGCACGUGGCCCAAGCGCUUCUCGAGAUCGGCCCGAAGCUUCCCCAGGCGUAAGGUCGCUUCCUGCGUGUGUGCCGCCACUGCCUUGUGAGAGGGAUUCUGUACGACUCCUGACUGUGCCCCCUGGCACUCUCCCCUUCCCCCAAGCAGGGCGCCCCCUCAGUAUUAAUCGCUGUGUUUCCCGAGCAGCCGGACAGUGCGGGGAGCGGGGAGGGGGCCGGGGCACACCCCUGCCCGCUUCAAAAGAGGCCCUUCUGGGAGAGAGGCAGGAGCUCAGAGCUAGCCACCAGGCUGGACUGAAGUCUGAUGGCCUCCACAGAGUUUUGGAGCCCAUCUGAUCAAUACCUUCCCUUCUCUGUCCUUAAAAUGUCUUCGGUACCUGCAGUAUCUACUCGGUCCCUGAGGAACCUUUCCAGGGGAUGUUUUUAACCCCUCCAUCCUAACAUCCAGUGGCUAGGACCAGGUCCUAGAGCUGUCCCAGAACACCCCCCCUAACCUCCCGCCCCAUCUCCUUUCCAUAUCAUCAGAUAUGACAUACGUGGUGUUUUCUGUGGUAAAAGACUGAGGCGACCCCAGGGUCCAGCUACCAGAACCCAUUCCAGUGUACAUAAAAUGUUCCCUCUAGUCCCAAGCAAAGGCUAUGGGCGGUGAAGAUGGUGCCUAUAGCCCGGUACCUCUGCCUCUGUUCCUGCUUUGAGCAGCCUGAGGCUUCCCGGAGAACCUUUUAAAACCUCUCAAAUACUAAAAGCUGAAGUAUUUUAAUAUUUUGGUUUUUGUUUCUUGGUGCCAGAGUUUGUACCCUGAUUCCUGGGGCUACACUGUGUUAUUUUAUAUAAACUCUCUCAGUCUCUUGUC